CCACGAUAUUCGCAUUCUCUCUCUGCCACUUCACUUUCUCUCUCCCUGCAACUUCACUCUUUCUUCAAUUUUCGCACACAGAAUCUCUUAUCUUUCUGCAAUCUCACACACUUUACCCCUCUUUCUCGUUAUCUCCUUGCGGGAUUUCGAAAAUGGGGAGCAGAAUCCCAUCACACCAGCUCAGCAAUGGACUAUACGUAUCGGGUCGACCCGAGCAGCUCAAAGAACGCCAACCCUCAACUGCGUCACGAGCCGUACCCUACACCGGCGGCGAUGUCAAAAAAUCCGGUGAGCUUGGGAAAAUGUUCGACAUACAAGUUUCAGAUCACCCACAAGUACCAUCGCUGCUUAAGCCUCACCGGGCUUCAUCUUCUUCUCAACUGACCAGCGGUUCCCUCAGAUCCGGACCCAAUUCCGGCUCCGGUCCCAUUCCUAAGCGAGCUUCCGGGUCCGGGUCUGGCCCGAUGGUCGCGCUUCAACCGACUGGUUUGAUCACAUCCGGACAGCUUGGAUUGAGCGCCGGAAGAAGGUCCGGUCAGCUAGACCCCUCAGCGUCCGUGAUUUCCACAGGGAAGACUGUUUACGGGUCGUCUGUAACGACGUUAGGGUAUGAUGAUGUGAGGUUAGGGUUUAGGGUGUCAAGAAAGUUAAUGUGGGUGUUAUUGGUGAUGGUAGUGAUGGGAUUGAUGGUGGGGGCGUUUUUAACGGUGGCGUUGAAGAAGCCGGUGAUUAUGGUGGCGGCGGCGGCGGUUUUAGUUCCGGCUAUGAUAAUCAUACUGUGGAAUUGUACUUGGAAGAAAAGAGGAUUGUUAGCUUAUUUGCGAAAAUAUCCCAAUGCUGAGCUUAGAGGCGCCAUUGAUGGUGAAUUCGUCAAGGUCACAGGGAUUGUGACAUGUGGUAGCAUUCCUCUUGAAUCAUCUUUUCAAAAGGUGUCAAGGUGUGUAUAUGUUUCCACAGAGUUGUAUGAAUACAAAGGAUGGGGAGGGGCAUCCGCGAAUGCUAAGCACCGUUGCUUCUCUUGGGGGUGUAGUAAUUCCGAGAAAUACGUGGGUGAUUUUUACAUAUCGGAUUUUCAAUCGGGGUUAAGGGCUCUUGUGAAAGCUGGAUAUGGAGCUAAAGUGGCUCCUUUUGUCAAAGAAACUACGGUUGUUGAUAUUACCAAACAAAACCGAGAACUAUCUCCAAAUUUUCUUAGUUGGCUUGCAGACCGUAGCCUCUCGAGUGAUGACCGUGUUAUGCGUCUCAAAGAAGGGUACAUCAAAGAAGGGAGUACAGUGAGUGUGAUGGGUGUGGUGCGGCGACACGAUAACGUUGUCAUGAUCGUACCACCAACCGAGCCCAUGUCCACGGGCUGCCAGUGGGCCUGUGGGCUUCUUCCUACUUACGUUGAAGGCCUUGUGUUGACUUGUGACGAAAGUCAAAACGCUGAUGUCAUACCUGUGUAAAUUAUUGCUUUAUGAUCGAAAUUACCAUAAUGCCCUCCCCUCGGCUCAGGUAGCGACCCCACCAUAGCUUUGCAGACUAUUUAUGUAUAGAAGUUGCAGAUGGAGCCUUGGUGGCUUGGUGAAUUUUAGGGUUGUUUGUGAUGAGUGCAAGGGUAUUUUGGGUAUUUCCUUGUACAUGUUGGCUUAAGUUGUGGUAGAUUAGGGUUAUUGCUGCAUUGGAAGUUGUACGGUACAAGUUUCUCAAUGCAUUUCUUGCAAAAUAGUCCCCAGAAGUUACAUACGCUUUAAAAUUGAG
Molecule: messenger RNA, 1740 nt
Organism: Lactuca virosa
Lineage: Eukaryota; Viridiplantae; Streptophyta; Magnoliopsida; Asterales; Asteraceae
Source: the annotation of a GenBank genome assembly